UGAGUGGAUUCGCAGCACUUUGGAACAUGGGACAAAGGUGGACAAAGGUGUUUACCAUUCGCUGGAUCUAUCUACACAUUUGAUCUGUGCUGAUAAUUGAUUAUACAAAAGUGACGUUACUGUUACAAACAUUGAUAUUCGGAGUAGCGACUGGUAUUGUGGAUGAUUAGUUCAGUGUGAUGCAAAUCUAUACGGAAGCGACAGUGCACAGUGAAUCAUCAAUGAGUAUGCAGAAGACAAUGACUGUGAACAAGGAUUUGCAAUAUGAACGGGAACGGUGCACGUUUGAUCCGUUGGAAUUAACUCAUCUUCUCGACGGUGGCCUCGAGAAGACUCAACGUCGUCGUGAACGAGAACAAUUUUUCCUGGACGAUCCAGACCUACAGGAUAAUGUGCCAGUCAAAUAUAAGAGCCACAAGGAAGUAUAUGAAGAUGGAGUGCGUAAAGCAUGUAAGGUUUUGCAGAAGGUACGAGAACUGCAAGAGCAAGGAAAAGCUGGCAUGGAUGUUUUUACGCAUAUUUUAGGAGGAAUGUUUGGCUCUGGUAUUUUGAAAGAUGGAAAUCCACUAGUGGUUCAUUAUGCCAUGUUUCUCCCAGCGAUUAUGGGUCAAGGAACCCCAAAACAGCAAGAGUACUGGAUAUCCAAAUCUUGGGGUGGCAAUAUUAUUGGAACUUAUGCUCAGACUGAACUGGGUCAUGGUACUUUCAUUAGAGGUUUAGAAACAACAGCAACGUAUGAUCCUCAAACAAAAGAGUUUAUACUAAACAGCCCUACUUUAACAUCCUAUAAAUGGUGGCCUGGUGGCUUGGGUCAUACAGCAAAUUAUGCUGUGGUUGUUGCACAGUUGUAUACAAAAGGAGAAUGUAGAGGAAUCCACCCUUUUAUUGUACAAUUAAGACACGAAGAUACACACGAACCGUUACCAGGCAUUAAAAUUGGAGAAAUUGGUACCAAGUUGGGAAUGAACGCGACAAACAAUGGCUUCCUCGGAUUCCACAAUUUCAGAAUACCACGCGAGAACAUGCUCAUGAAAAACACUCAGGUACUUGAAGAUGGAACGUACGUGAGAGCGUUAAAUGACAAAUUGACCUAUGGCACGAUGAUGUUCGUUCGUGUAGUUCUGGUUCAUGACAUUGCAAGUUAUUUAUCGAAAGCCGUUACGAUCGCGACUAGAUAUAGCGCAGUACGACGUCAGAGUCAAAUAAAUACCGAGGAACCCGAGGCACAAAUUAUUAACUAUGUAACACAACAGUACAAAAUUUUCCCGAACCUUGCUGCGUGCUUUGCCUUCCGAAUGUCCGCGGAUUGGAUUUGGAACAUGUACAAUAACGUCACAGCCGAAUUAGAUCAGGGCGAAUUGGACAGACUGCCCGAGCUGCAUGCAUUGUCGUGUUGCUUGAAGGCAGUGGCAUCCUCAGACGCAGCAACCGGAGUAGAACAAGUACGAUUGGCUUGUGGUGGUCAUGGAUACAUGGACGCCAGCAAUCUUCCAGCGACUUAUGGCUUAGUCACUGCUAUCUGUACCUAUGAAGGGGAGAACACUGUUCUAUUGCUACAAACAGCUAGAUAUUUAGUUAAAGCUUGGAAACUAGCUGUCAGCGGCCAGUCAUUACCGGACACCGUACAGUAUCUCACAAUUCUUACGGCGGGCGUCAAACAACAUCCAUGGAAGAAUAGUGUGAAUUGCAUUAUUAAGGCUCAUCAGGCAGUGGCUGCAGGAAAGAUUCGUUUGGCGACAGAGAAUAUGGACCGUAGAAUACGCAGUGGAGUAUCGGCUGAAGACGCGUGGAACCAAACGAGUAUCGAAUUGGCUCGUUGCGCGGAGGCUCACUGCAGAGCGUUCAUAGUGAUGAGAUUUGUACAAUCGGUUCAAGAAAUUACCUCGGUGUCUAAAGAAUUGCGUGACGUCAUGCAGCAACUUUGUGAACUGUAUGCUGUAUACUGGGUGUUGCAGAGACUCGGUGACUUCCUUCAAUUCUCCCCGUUGAGAAAUAAGGAUGUCCCGGCACUUCAAGCGCGACUGGAAGAAUUAUUAAUGGCCAUCCGUCCAAACGCUGUCGGAAUCGUUGACGGUUUCGAUAUUCGUGAUGAAAUCCUUGGAUCGGCUCUGGGAGCUUAUGACGGCAAUGUCUAUGAGCGAUUGUUUGCAGAAGCAAUGAAGAGUCCUUUGAAUCAGAAGAGUGUGAACGAGUCUUUUGAAAAAUAUUUGAAACCGUUCCUUAAGAGCAACUUGUAA
Messenger RNA from Dufourea novaeangliae, 2237 nucleotides. RefSeq names its product probable peroxisomal acyl-coenzyme A oxidase 1 (gene ACOX1). The record is from RefSeq and is a predicted model, not a curated record. Lineage: Eukaryota; Metazoa; Arthropoda; Insecta; Hymenoptera; Halictidae. The coding region runs from base 180 to 2237 and encodes 685 amino acids. Gene Ontology annotation, molecular function: acyl-CoA oxidase activity; fatty acid binding; FAD binding. Gene Ontology annotation, cellular component: peroxisome. The transcript has 11 exons. Gene Ontology annotation, biological process: lipid homeostasis; fatty acid beta-oxidation using acyl-CoA oxidase.